Fusarium tjaetaba is the source of this 1317-nucleotide messenger RNA. RefSeq lists its product as uncharacterized. The transcript has 4 exons. The record is from RefSeq and is a predicted model, not a curated record. Lineage: Eukaryota; Fungi; Ascomycota; Sordariomycetes; Hypocreales; Nectriaceae. The coding region runs from base 1 to 1317 and encodes 438 amino acids.
AUGCAUCUGUAUAGGAUUGCACUCGCAUUCACAAGCCUGAUGUCGGCCGUUUCAGCAAUCACGGUCAAGUCUACCAAGCAGUGGACAAUUGGUACCGAUGUUCAAGGCUCCGAACGACUCAAUGGCGUGAGCUAUCAAGAAGAUGCUCUCAUUACAUACGGAGACUAUCAAUAUGUCACCUUCUAUGAAACUGCGCCGGCGGGAUAUCUCAACCAUUUCGUCAAGGUGGGACGCAGAAAGGUUUCGCCUAGUGUCGGAGACUGGGAGUUUGUUACUCUUGAUGACUAUACCCAGAAGACGAUGGAUGGCCAUAACAUGAUCUCUAUGGGUAUUUCUGGGGAUGGAAAGAUUCACCUCAGCUUUGAUCAUCACGAUGUACCGAUCAAUUACCGCAUCUCGAAAACCGGUAUCGCAAAGAAUGUUCCCUCGCAAUGGACCUCAGAUCUCUUCGGUCCUGUCGUCCAUGAGCUUGUCGGGUCUCAAGGGCCAUACUCGCCACUGACAUAUCCGCGAUUCGAGCCUCUGAGUAACGGCGACCUUCUAUUGGAAUUCAGAAUUGGACAAUCUGGAUCAGGCGAUAGCUACAUCCAUCGCUACAGCGUUUCCACUGGCAAAUGGCAGGCCUAUGGAAUGUACAUCCAAGGUGACGACAAUAAUGCGUACAUCAACGGGUUGGAUUACCUGGAUGGAAAGUUGUACACUUCUUGGACCGUCAGAGAAACACCUAAUGCUGAUACCAAUCAUGGUGUCUAUUUUGCCUACUCGAAUGACGAUGGCAAGUCAUGGUUCAACACGAAUGGUACCAAGCUGGUGAAACCUAUCUCAACAUCUGAUGAAAGCACUAUGAUCUGGAAUGUUCCUCAAAAUAGUCGCAUGGUCAACCAAGAGGGACAGCUCAUCGACACCAAGGGCAGGUUCCAUAUCCUGAUGAGAGACCUGCUGUCCGGCGAACAUCAGUACCAGCACUAUCUCCGAAAGACUGACGGAACAUGGACCAAGAAUGCCAUCAACCCCGCUGGUCUCAAUGGGCCUGACUUGUACGACCCCAGAGGCAAACUUGCGGGCGACGCGAGCGGAGAGUACUUAUUCGGUAUUCUCCCUGAUCCCGUGAAGCAAUCAACAGGUAUUUACGUGGCUACCGCAUCAAAGGAUUUCAAGGAUUGGAAGAGCCUAGCUGAGAUACCGAAUACUUCGACUGAACCCCUCUUUGAUAAGACGAGACUUCAUGAAUCGGGAAUUUUGAGCGUGUUUGUGAGACAAGCGGGAGGUUUUCCUGAUCGUAAGUUGCAAGUAUGGGAUUUCGAGCUUGACUUAUAG